Hansenula ciferrii is the source of this 489-nucleotide messenger RNA. It is a transcript of the gene RRN10, whose product is annotated as Rrn10p. The record is from RefSeq and is a predicted model, not a curated record. Gene Ontology annotation, biological process: nucleolar large rRNA transcription by RNA polymerase I. The transcript has 2 exons. Gene Ontology annotation, molecular function: RNA polymerase I cis-regulatory region sequence-specific DNA binding. Bases 1 to 489 code for a protein of 162 amino acids. Gene Ontology annotation, cellular component: RNA polymerase I upstream activating factor complex. NCBI's taxonomy places the organism in Eukaryota, Fungi, Ascomycota, Saccharomycetes, Phaffomycetales, Wickerhamomycetaceae.
AUGAGUAAUCUGGUUAGGCAGAUUCUGGCAAUGGUUGUUGAACAGCUGAAGGGGAGAAAUCCAGCACAGCACUUCAACCCGUGGAAAGGCGAUCAGGAUGGCACUUCUCUGGUUAAAAAAUGGUUUGUUCAGAUUAGGUGUAAUGGAUUCUUCCGUUCAAAUCAAAAUCCUGAUGAAUAUUUAGCCUCGUUAAAAGGAUCAAACGUUCCAAUUAGAUUAAGAGAUUAUGAAUUUGAAUUACCAGAUUCUGAAUUAUUAAAUAUUCUUCAUUAUUAUAUUUCUCAUAAGUUCCCAAAUCAUGAAGGAAUAUUUGAUGAAACUGCUUUAUUAGCCCUGGGGAUGAUUAUGGAAUAUUGGAUUGAUGAAAUCAUUGGUGAUAAUGGUCAUGGGUUAUAUAUUGAAUAUGUUGAGCCUGGUAAAAGAAGGAAAUAUAAAUCAAGAAAAAAGAGAAAAAUUAUAAAAGAGAAUGGAAUGGAUACAGAUGAAUAG